AUGCCAAUCGAUUUACCGAAUGCCGAAUUAUUUAAGCCAGCAUUACCAAGAGCUCCCCGACUACAUGGAUUGUUUGGUUCAAAAAAUUUUCGUUUGCAUGGAUUCAUGGAGGGAGAUAAAUGGCCACCAAAUGCAUUAAAUGAACAAUACCAGCACAUGGUUAAAAUGUUAGAUACUCAUUUGCAUUAUAAACGUUUGGAAUUGCGAUCGGAUACUCGUAAAAAAGAAAAUAAAUUUCAAAAUUUAAAAGAACAAUGUCGCAGUGGACGUGUUCGUUUAAAAUCAGCAUUAUCUGGUGACAAAUUAAUUAUUAGAACAUUAUUUUCACAUAAUACAACCUUACAACGUUUAUACAGUUCAAUGCCACUUUAUGCUAUUGUAGAACAUGCUAAUGAUAAUACUUUUCGAAUGAGACGUAAAAGAGAUAAAUUACGUUAUGAAUUGCAAAAAACAAUGGAUUUAUAUAAACAAAAAUUGAUUGAAAAAUCUAAACUUGAAGAUCAUAUAAAAUUUGGCAAAGAAUUAAAAAUACCAGAUGAAAUUGAUAUUAUAAAUUGUAGAACGGAAAUUUCUACUUCUCAAACUAGAGUGUAUGCAUUUAAGGCAAUACAACGUGCAUAUAAAAGAUGGAUUUGUAUAUUAAAAAAAGAUGAAAAUUAUUAUGAACCAGUAUUGAAAUCCUUAGAAGAAGAUGUUAUUGAACAAGAAAAAUUCAUAAGAUUAACUAUAAUGUUAGGUUAUCCUGUUGUAAUGGGUAAAGAAAAAUGUUUACGUGAAGAAUAUCAGAUUGCAACAAUUGGACCAAAAAAUGAAUAUGUAAGAGAAACAAAAUCAAUGGAACAUAUGCGACAACAAAAAGAAGAUCUUGAAAGAGUUAUGAAAGAAUUACAAAUUGUAACAGCAGCUGAAAAACCAAAAGAUAUUUAUCCAAGGUUUGGAGCUAGAAUUCAUGCGUUCACCCUACCUAUUCAUCGAUUGGAUCAAAUAAAGGAAUUUCAGGAACAAAUUGAAGAGGAAAAAAAUUUACAAAAAGAAGAGGAACAACAAAUUGCUAAUAUGGGAAACAUUCUUGGAAUAUUUCAAAAAUCUUUGUAUCAAAUGUUAGAUGUCCUACGGCAUGUUGAUAAUCCAAUGGAAAUUAUUGAACGAAAAUAUCCAAGCCCAGAAUUAAAAUUACCAUUAUUAGAUUUUGAAGCUAAACCAAUUAAAGUUUUACCACCAGUUUACAGAGAAGAUGAUGCCGAACAAAUUAUGAUAAGAGUUUUAGAAAAAAUAGGAAUUAUAAGUCAAAGAUUACCAAAAGAUGAUCUUGUAAAUGAUCUUCCAAAUAUGUUACAGCAAUUAAGAACUAAAUAUACUGAUAUUGUUGAAGUUGAGGAAGUAAAUAAAUUUGAUGAUUUAGAUAAAAAAGAAGAUGAACUGGAAACAAGAGAUUAUUCAAAUAUACCAACUCGUAAGCAAAUUAAACAACAAGGAAUGCGAAUUGUAGAAAAGGCUUUAGAACAAAAAGAACUUUUGGGAAUUUAA
This is a messenger RNA of Condylostylus longicornis, 1527 nucleotides long. RefSeq lists its product as uncharacterized. NCBI's taxonomy places the organism in Eukaryota, Metazoa, Arthropoda, Insecta, Diptera, Dolichopodidae. The coding region runs from base 1 to 1527 and encodes 508 amino acids. The record is from RefSeq and is a predicted model, not a curated record. The transcript is spliced from 8 exons.